GGGACCAGUAGCGCCUCCACACCCUCCACAAGACCACAACAAAAUAUUCGGACUUCUCUCAAAAACAGAAGCUAGAGACUCCGAGCAGAAAUGGGUGAUCUAUACGCUUUGGACUUCGACGGCGUUAUCUGCGAUAGCUGCGGAGAAAGCUCUCUUUCCGCCGUAAAGGCUGCUAAAGUCAGAUGGCCAGCUCUGUUCAACGGCGUGGAUUCAACUCUAGAGAGUUGGGUUCUUGAUCAAAUGCGCAUUGUGAGACCUGUGGUGGAAACUGGGUACGAGAAUCUUCUACUUGUGAGGUUACUUCUGGAGAUGAGGGUUCCUUCUAUGAGGAAGUCAUCAGUUGUAGAAGGACUUACAGUUGAGGGGAUAUUGGAGAGGUGGUCAGAGUUGAAGCCUGUGAUUAUGGAGCAAUGGGGUGAGAACAGGGAUGGUCUUAUAGAUUUAUUUGGGAAGGUUAGGGAUGAGUGGAUGGACCAGGACUUGGAAACUUGGAUUGGUGCAAAUAGAUUGUACCCGGGUGUUGGUGAUGCUCUUAAAUUCUCAAGCUCUACCGUAUACAUUGUCACUACGAAACAGAAUCGAUUUGCUGAUGCUUUAUUGCGAGAACUAGCAGGAGUUACAAUACCGCCUGAAAGGAUCUUUGGUCUUGGAUCUGGUCCAAAGGUAGAAGUAUUGAAGCAAAUUCAGAAGAAACAUCAGGGGUAUAAGUUGCACUUUUUGGAAGAUAGACUCGCAACCCUCAAGAAUGUCAUCAAAGAACCUGAAUUGGAUGGGUGGAAUUUGUAUCUAGGGGAUUGGGGUUACAAUACACAGAAAGAGAGAGAAGAAGCUGCUAGAAUUUCCAGGAUUCAGAGUCUUCAGCUUUCUGAUUUCAGUGAAAAGCUCAAGUAAGUUUACCAGAUUAGCUUCUGUACAUACAAUAUUUAUUCCCUACCCAUUUGCGAAUUAGUACUAUGUAAACUGCAAUGUGUAAUAUCUUUGUGCUAUAAAAUAAUUAUUAUCGUUAA
Messenger RNA from Argentina anserina (silverweed cinquefoil), 1007 nucleotides. RefSeq lists its product as uncharacterized. The record is from RefSeq and is a predicted model, not a curated record. NCBI's taxonomy places the organism in Eukaryota, Viridiplantae, Streptophyta, Magnoliopsida, Rosales, Rosaceae. The transcript has 8 exons. Gene Ontology annotation, molecular function: SNARE binding. Bases 91 to 891 code for a protein of 266 amino acids. Gene Ontology annotation, biological process: SNARE complex assembly. Gene Ontology annotation, cellular component: endosome; lytic vacuole.